GCGAUGGUGCCAGCUGGACCGAAAUCCCCCUUGGUUUACUUGGAGAUCGAGUUGAUGAUCCUCCGCGUCACCAUCGUCUGUCUACUCCUCGACAGCAGAGCAUAGCUUGCUCUCAUAUCCAUCAGCAGCCAUGGCUCUAUCAAGGUCUCAGCCAUCGUCGUGGCUGACCACUGCCUUCGCCGUCCUCACCAUCCUCUCAUUCUCCAUUCCCGCACACGCUCUGUAUUUCUAUAUGGACCCGAAUAAACAGAAAUGUUUCUUCGAGGAUCUGCCCAAGGACACUCUUGUUGUCGGACACUACAAGACGGAGGUCUACAAUCAACCAUCCCACAGCUACAUCUCCGACCCGGGCGUAAACGUGCUCAUCACCGUCGACGAGACCUUCGACAACGACCACCGAGUCGUCUCCCAGCGGGGCAAUGCCGAUGGCCGUUUCACCUUCUCGGCCGCUGAUGGCGGACAGCACAAGAUCUGCUUUACGCCUGACCACGUGGCCGCCAACGGAGGUUGGUUGUCGUACAACUCGCAGGGCGCUGUUCGACUCACUCUUGACAUUGCCAUCGGUGAGACGAGCAAGAUCGAGAGCGCGGAUAAGGGAAAGAUUCAGGACAUUGUGCAGAAGGUCAAGGACCUCAAUGGACGGCUGCAGGAUAUCCGGAGGGAGCAGGUGUUCCAGCGUGAACGAGAAGCGGAAUUCCGUGACCAGUCCGAGGCUACCAACUCUCGUGUUGUCCGAUGGACUCUGAUCCAGCUCGCCGUCCUCUCCGCGACCUGCGCUUGGCAGCUUUCUCACCUCCGCUCCUUCUUCAUCAAGCAGAAGUUGACCUAAGAUCUGGGCUCCCGGGUAUCCUUCCAAGGAAUACGGAUUUAAUGGCUGUGCAAUGUUUCACGGGUUGAAGUUUAGCUCUUUCUAUUUUCGGGCCCACCGAGUCUGCUGCU
This is a messenger RNA of Paecilomyces variotii, 939 nucleotides long. RefSeq names its product putative endosomal cargo receptor. The record is from RefSeq and is a predicted model, not a curated record. Gene Ontology annotation, cellular component: endoplasmic reticulum-Golgi intermediate compartment; COPII-coated ER to Golgi transport vesicle; endoplasmic reticulum. NCBI's taxonomy places the organism in Eukaryota, Fungi, Ascomycota, Eurotiomycetes, Eurotiales, Thermoascaceae. Gene Ontology annotation, biological process: Golgi organization; intracellular protein transport; endoplasmic reticulum to Golgi vesicle-mediated transport. The transcript is spliced from 3 exons. Bases 131 to 829 code for a protein of 232 amino acids.